AUGUUCACUGCUUUAGUGAGCAGUACGGGGCUCUCGCUUGCGCUUGGACGCCGAGGUUUCCCCCGCACCCCGAAAGGCACCUGGACGCCAGCAAUAGUGAGGCACCUCGCGGCCGGAAGCCGAGCAGGUAAGCCGUCGCAACGCUUCGGGCAAGGGCGUCAUUGGGCCAACUUCGCGCGCAUGCAUCGUAAAAACAACCACGACUACGUGGAACUUCCCCAAGAGGAAAUGGAUAACUUGAAAAUCCAACCGGAGACGCAUUCGCAGAGAGUAGCUCGUGUGCAUGUGCCAGUGCUUGCAGAUGCUGUGCGACAAGCCUUCGCAGGGCGCUCUAUGACCCACUUUGUUGACGGCACGCUCGGUGCGGGCGGGCAUGCCACGAUGAUCAUCGCUGACCAUCCCGAACUGGAGCAUUUUAUCGGCAUCGAUCGAGAUCGAUCUGCCCUUGAGCUGGCAUCGAAACACUUGGAAGAACAGUUUGCGGGGCGACAUGCCCCCCAGAUGCAUUUUCUGCACGGGAAUUUUCGCGAUAUUAUGGCACUCUGCCAAGCCAGAUCCAUUAACGCGGUGGAUGGCAUUCUCCUGGAUUUGGGAGUGUCUUCGAUGCAGCUGGACCACCCUGAAAGAGGGUUCAGUUUCGGCGGAAGCGCUCGCGCUCGAAGCGAUUUCAGCCAGGGAAAGCGUACAGACGCGCCUUGGGAUGCGCCUCUCGACAUGCGCAUGGAUCAGCACGCUACAGGCGCACUCACUGCUCAGGAUAUCGUGAACACCUGGAGCGAAUCCGAGUUGUAUCGCAUAUUGCGAGCGUACGGCGAGGAGCCUCGUGCACGCCAAAUCGCCCGAGGCAUCGUGGAGGCGCGACGGCGGGCGCCCAUCGAGACCACAGGGCAACUCGCCACCAUCGUACUCGAGGCCAAGGGCAUCCGCCGUCGAACACAUGCACAACACCAAGACGCCUUGACGGGAUCGAGCGAGCAACCAGCCAUAGGGACGGCGGCUUCCAAGCGACGGCUUCCAGUGAUGGAGCAGGUCGGCGUUUGGCACCCCGGAAGACGACGGCACCAGCACGGCGGAACGCUGCAUCCGGCGACGCUCACGUUCCAGGCGUUACGCAUUGCUGUGAACGACGAGCUUGGAUGCCUCGAGCAGGGCCUCCAAGCAUGCAUUCGACUGCUGCGUCCGGGUGGACGCUUGGCUGUCAUCUCGUUCCAUCGACUCGAGGAUCGCAUCGUCAAGUGGACUUUUCGGGCAUUUGCUGAAGGGCAACGCACGCCAGCGAGCGGAUGCGCUGCGAUACCCGCCGUCUCCCGGCGGGCGUCAGGAGCGCACGAGGCACGCCCUGCGACACGCAUCAGCGAUGAGGACACGUCAUCGGAUGAUGCGUGCACGGAGGGCGCACGCAUCGCGCAACUCUGCUCAGUGGAGGUGCCGCGGCAACCGGCGAACGAUUCAGCAUAUGCUGAGCAGCUCGAGGAUCACGAAUGCUGGCGCAUCAUCACGAAGAAGCCCAUUGUGCCGAGCCCCGAAGAGGUGAACCAGAAUCCGCGAAGUCGCUCGGCAAAAUUGCGGAUCAUCGAGAACGUUGCAGGUACGUGUGGUUGA
This is a messenger RNA of Cyanidioschyzon merolae strain 10D, 1602 nucleotides long. RefSeq lists its product as hypothetical. Lineage: Eukaryota; Rhodophyta; Bangiophyceae; Cyanidiales; Cyanidiaceae. Gene Ontology annotation, molecular function: rRNA (cytosine-N4-)-methyltransferase activity. The record is from RefSeq and is a predicted model, not a curated record. Gene Ontology annotation, biological process: rRNA base methylation. The transcript has a single exon. The coding region runs from base 1 to 1602 and encodes 533 amino acids.